AACCGUCUUUAGUAUAUCGUAAAGCAGCCAACUAGAUACUCACCUGGUCCAUUUCCGAUCACCACUUUUCAUAUAAUUGUCCUUUCUAAAAUUCCAAUUCGUUCUAUUUUUAUACUUUUUCUUUCUUUCUUUUUUGUUUCCCCCCCAUUGAAACCUAUUCUACCCUCUCGAGUUUUCAUUAUCGCGAAUGAAAAAAAAAAAAAAAUGUCUUGAUCGAUCAAAACCAGUUAUAACGCGAACGUAUUUUUUUUUUUUUUUCUAAAUUAAGAUUCAUUUGCGAGUUUUAGUUAUCAUCAAGAAAAAGUGUAUAUAAGAGAGAAAAAAAGACAAGAGAGAGAGAGAGAGAGAGAGAGAAAUUUGUAGUUUCGAUAGUUUGGAAAUCUUCGAUUAGAUCAAGGAUACCAAGUUAUCGAAAUGAUUCGUUUGAAGAACGUGAUAAAUGUCAUCGUACUGCUAACCUUUGUGUUUCAUGGAUCGAUCAUCUGUCAGGAUUUCAAAUCGGAUGAUCCAGGACUGAACGAGCCAGAUUUUGUUACUCCGGAAUACAUACUACCAUGUUCACGAAAGGAUCCCAAAUUUGAGGUAUGCGUGACGAAAACGUUGAACCAUCUGAAGCCUUAUUUGGUGAAAGGAAUUCCGGAAUUGGAUUUGCCACCGAUCGAGCCAUUAACGAUACCAGAAUUGGGUAUGGAAAAUGGACAAGGUGCAGUUAGAGUUAGUGCACUUUUUUCGAACAUCACAGUCCUAGGUGCUGGCAAUUAUAAUAUGACGAAAGUCCGAGUGGAUUUGAACACUUUGAGGAUCGAUCUUCAUCUAACUAUUCCUAAGGUCGAGUUACAGGGUCGUUACGAAGUGGCUGGGAACGUUCUUUUGUUUCCCAUUAAGAGUCAUGGUGAUUUUUGGGCACUUUUCGGUGACGUAGCGGCAAUAGCACGUGCACAAGGAGCUAUAGAAAUUCGAGAUGGUAUACGUUACAUGGGACUUACCAGAUUACUGAUAGAUUUUAGUCUUGGCCGUGCAAGAUUUCGUAUAAUCGACGAAUUAAAUGGCGACAACGUGAUUGGUCAAGCGAUGAAUCAGUUUCUCAAUCAAAAUGCGAAAGAGAUAAUUGAAGAAAUGAGACCGGCUGCGAGCAGUAGCAUUGCCAAACACUUCCUAUCAUUCCUUAAUACGGCCUUUAGGAAGAUACCACUCAAAGUUUGGCUACGUGACGUAUAGUUUAUGAUAAUUGAAUAUUUCAAUAUUAUUAUAACAAAGGAGAUUAAAAGAAAGAGAAGGAAGGAAAGAAAAAGAAUUAAAAAAUUAAAAAACAAAAAAAAAAAUCGAAAGGCUUACUAAUAUCGAAUAAUUAUUUUUAUUAUUUUUAUGAAUAACGUGCGUGUGAGAUAAUACCAGUACGUUCUUCUUUAAAUAUUACAUUCAAGAAAGAACUUAAAGUUUCCAAAUUAAUUGGCAUUUCUUUCUCUUUUCUUUCUUUAUUUAAUGAUUUUAUAUGUAUAUAUUAUAAACUCGCAUGCGUUCUUUUCAAGGAUACGACAUGUGCAGGAUGAUUCUAUUCGAUAUUGAAAAAAUAAUACUAAAUUUAUUAACGAACGAACUUUCGUGUGUUUCGAAAGCUGUUCGUUAUCAAAAAAUAAAAAUUAAAAAAUGAAAAAAGAAAAAAAAAA
Vespula pensylvanica (western yellowjacket) is the source of this 1667-nucleotide messenger RNA. RefSeq lists its product as uncharacterized. The record is from RefSeq and is a predicted model, not a curated record. Lineage: Eukaryota; Metazoa; Arthropoda; Insecta; Hymenoptera; Vespidae. Bases 415 to 1218 code for a protein of 267 amino acids. The transcript is spliced from 4 exons.